AUGGCUCCUCUUGGCGAUUUCUACGAGAUUCUCAGCCUGCCAUUUAUGGCAUCUUCAACCGGGACGGUCCUCUCCAAGCAGCAAAUCAAGCUUGCAUACCACAAAGCCCUGCUAAAACACCACCCGGAUAAAGCGGGCGCUGUCGCGAAAGAUGCAGGUCUAAGCGGUUCGACUACAUCUCCCUCGACGUCUACGUCUAACCCUCUCUUUCGUUCGACCGAUUCCCCGCGACAGCCGUAUACCAUUGACCAGAUCACCACCGCUUACAAAACACUAUCUGACCCCCUCCUCCGUGCCGAAUACGACCGCUCCCUUCGUCUGGAUAGGGUAAAGGUUGCAGAGAAGUCUGGCGAUGUUUUCCAUACUGGUCUAGAAGUUGUGGAUUUGGAGGAUCUUGCCUGCGACGAGGGCGAGGAUGGGGACUGCUGGUAUCGCGGUUGUCGGUGUGGUGAUGAACGGGGGUUCUUGGUUAGUGAAGAAGAUUUGGAGAGGGAGUCUGAGCAUGGGGAGAUUGUUAUUGGGUGUCGCGGAUGCAGUCUCUGGUUGAAGAUUCUUUUUGCUGUUGAAGAGUGA
Molecule: messenger RNA, 573 nt
Organism: Penicillium canescens
Lineage: Eukaryota; Fungi; Ascomycota; Eurotiomycetes; Eurotiales; Aspergillaceae
Exons: 1
Coding region: 1-573 (190 amino acids)
Biological process (GO): protein histidyl modification to diphthamide
Molecular function (GO): metal ion binding
Source: RefSeq, a predicted model, not a curated record